Molecule: messenger RNA, 1416 nt
Organism: Bathycoccus prasinos
Lineage: Eukaryota; Viridiplantae; Chlorophyta; Mamiellophyceae; Mamiellales; Bathycoccaceae
Exons: 1
Coding region: 1-1416 (471 amino acids)
Source: RefSeq, a predicted model, not a curated record
AUGGGUACUCUCGACCUGGAACUCGGUCACAAGUCGUGGUCGUUCCUGUUCUAUCUCUUUCACCACUUCCCUCGUUUGAUGCUCGGCAUCGGCCCGGAUGCCGUUUUCGUCUGCAUUGGCUACGUGCUCCGAUUCAUGAAUAGGAUGGGUCUGAACCGAACGCGGAUAAUGAUGUCGCACGGGUGGACGUACGAUAAAGAAGAAGGUUUUCGAUGUCCGAUGAGCAUACGAGAAAGGUUGGUGAACGCGUGCGCGAAGAACGAAACCGCAGAGGCGGCGGAAAUAAAGUGGGAGGAUAAGACAAAGGAAAAGUGGAAGUAUUGGAGUUACGCGCAACGGAGAGAGUACGAGUUGUGUUGCGAAAUCGGAGAGUUUGCGAGUUUAGGAAUUAGCACGAAAGAGCUUAAAUACGACGCGACGUUGUCGUGCUUGGGAAUGACAAAAGUUAUGCGCGUUUGGCGAACGGAUGAGGAUUUGCGGACGUGCAAGAGAUUUUGUAUUUUGCUUCCGUUUACCGGCGACGAAGGCUUUUACCUCAGGAAAGAUAGGAGUCAAGAGCUGGUCGCGAAAGGAGUGUGUUGCUUGAUUCCAGAGUUGCCGUAUUACGGCAGUCGACGAGCUUUGGAAGGGCAAACGGAGUUUUUCAUGAGAUCUAUUUCGGAUUAUAGCACUAAAGCCUUGGUUUCGUACGCGGACGUGGUCGCGUUGACGGCGCACGUGAAGGAGACGUUGGCGAUGCACAAUCACGAGAGCGGAAGUUUGGUCAUUUCUGGAUGUUCCAUUGGUGGGUAUUAUUGCGUUCCAGCGGCGAUCUUGGCGCAGUUGUUGACGAAGAAUAAAAAAAUGAGGAAGAGUAAACGUUCGGUGAAUUUGAAAAUUGGCGUUUCCGCUUUUUGCGGGUGGUUGAGUUUUGACAAUUGGUUUCAAGACGAGGAAAAAAUGCCCAUGGCCGUACUUCUGACGAAUUUAGAAAUGUUGGCGAACGUAAGGAUGAGUUCUUUAGAUAAGAUGCCCACGAAUGUGCGCGAGGCGUACCUCGGGGCGAUGAAGGAAACCAAUUUGAAAAAAAAACGAAUUAAAAUGCGCGAAACUUUGGCGUUGUUUUUGGACGAUAUGGGCAGUUGGAGUCAAUUCGAGUGGAGGAUUAAGAAACGCGCGAAGGAGGAAAAGACUGAGAAGAAGCUUUUGAAUAUUGAUGGCAUAUUAGACGCGGUGAGUUUUGCGCACGCCCGUCACGAUAAGUUUAUCCCGUAUUCGAAGGAGAAAAUGGAAAGAGAACUCGAGCAGGUGAACGCUUUGUCGAGAACGAAGCCGAUCGUGGAAGUUUUAGAAUGCGAUCACAUGGUGGCUAUUUCGCGUAAAGGACCAGCGAUACCGUUAAUAUUGGACACGUUCGAUAGAAUGGUGUAUGAGUGA